This is a messenger RNA of Cyprinus carpio (common carp), 1628 nucleotides long. It is a transcript of the gene or55e1, whose product is annotated as olfactory receptor 52K2. The record is from RefSeq and is a predicted model, not a curated record. Gene Ontology annotation, biological process: G protein-coupled receptor signaling pathway. NCBI's taxonomy places the organism in Eukaryota, Metazoa, Chordata, Actinopteri, Cypriniformes, Cyprinidae. Gene Ontology annotation, molecular function: olfactory receptor activity; G protein-coupled receptor activity. Gene Ontology annotation, cellular component: membrane.
UUAACUUUCACAAUUACUUGUUUAUUUGUUUUAUUGGUAGUUACAGUACAUCUAAUUUACUAAGAGUAGUUAAUACAUUUUUGUAGUUAAUACCUGUACAGCUAGGAUGAGAAAUAGCUUGGGUAUAAAAUUGUUAAAAGCCAACAAGCAUAUGGUUCUAGAAAAGACUUUAAAAUGCACCAGAAAAUUGAUAGAUAUUUCAUAGAUGAAACAUUUGCUGUAAUUUCAAGUAAUUGUGUUUAGUUUCCACAUCAACAGUUUAGUGAAAUGUGUGACAAAGAACAUUUAAUAUAGAGGUCAUGAUGUUUUGCUGAAUUAUAUGGCUCACCACAAACAUGAUAUGUACUUAAUUACCUGAUAAAUAAUACUUAUUUUGUACUUACCCUGUGAAGUAGGUUGCUGUCACCACAUUUAGAGUGCCAUGAUUGAGGAACUCCAAGGAGCAAACAUCUCGCAUACAAAAUUCUUAUUUAUGGGAUUUCCAGAGAUCUACAAAUACAGACGUCUGCUUUUCCUGCCAUUUUUUCUAAGUUACGUUUUGGUUGUGGUGGGGAAUUCUUUGUUACUUUCUGUGAUCAGAAAUACUGAAAGUCUUCACAGUCCUAUGUACAUACUAGUGUCUGCUUUGGCGGUUGUCGACAUCAUUGUACCCACUGCCAUUAUCCCAGCAAUGCUUCUCAGUUUCCUCUUUGACUUGAAUGAGAUAUCUUUAACCGGAUGUUUGACACAAAUGUUUGUUACUCAUUUCUUUUCUUCUGUAGAGUCCACCAUACUUUUAACUAUGGCUUUAGAUCGCUUUGUGGCCAUUUGCAAGCCAUUACAUUACACUGAAAUCAUGAACUCAUCCAUGUUUUUGAAAGUGUUUCUUUUCACACUGAUCAGGAGCGGCACUAUAAUGUUUACACUGGUCGCUUUGGCUGCACCUUUGUCUUUUUGUGAGUCUAACGUUAUCCAUCAUUGCUACUGUGACCACAUGGCUCUUGUUAGCUUGGCCUGUGAUUAUAGCAAAAAUAAUGCAAUGGGAUUGGUUGUGAUUAUCUGUUUUGUGGGAAUUGACAUAUCAGUUAUUUUCUUCUCCUAUGUAAAAAUCUUGCAUGUCGUGUUGGGGGCUGCAGCCGGAGAGGAUCGUUGGAAAGCAUUUCAUACCUGUGGUACACACUUAAUGGUUAUGAUGUGUUAACUUGUAGGUAGUAUCACCUUUCUUUCUCGAAAUCUUAACAUUCCAAUCCCAGUUGAUGUUAAUACCUCUGGGGUGAUGUAUAUAGUAUUUCCUGCAAGUGUCAAUCCAAUUAUUUAUGGUGUGCGGACAAAAGAAAUAAGGAAUGCUUUAUUGAAAAUGUUCAAAACAAAUAUUAAUAGAGUUUCCAUUGUAAAGGUUUCAACGAUAAAGAUUUGAGUGUCUGGGCAGUCUUUUAAUUUGACACUUUUUCUAUCUAGUGAUCACAGCUAAUGAAACAGAAAUGUUUGUAGUUCUGUAAGUAGACCGAAACAGUAAUAAUUACCAAAUAAACCAUGUUAAUCUGCACCCUCUGAGAAACUUAUGUCUGUUCAACUGUGAGUUUCAGAUAAAUACCUUGUUAGUAAAGAAAACUCUCUUGAUUUACUAACAAAUUUCCACUUUGGUUAGC